AUGUGGAAUUGUGCCGUUGUUGAAUGUGCCGUGAACCACAUCCCAACCUACUCACCCCAUUAUGGAAUCUCGCGCGGAUGCUCACCAUCAUCCUCAUCCGGCUCAUGUUACAGUGUCGCUGCUAGCCCACCGGCUCACAAUGGAAACAACAUUGAUAACAAGAUUGAGCAAGCAAUGGAUCUGGUCAAAACCCAUUUGAUGUUCGCCGUUCGUGAAGAGGUCGACGGGCUGCGUAGCAAAAUUUUCGAUCUGGAAAAUCACGUUAGACGAUUAGAAGCUGAGAAUUCGAUAUUGAAGAGGACAAUUCCAAACGAUACGCUUAACAAACUCCAUCUCAAACUAUGA
Caenorhabditis briggsae is the source of this 345-nucleotide messenger RNA. Bases 1 to 345 code for a protein of 114 amino acids. Gene Ontology annotation, biological process: regulation of transcription by RNA polymerase II. The record is from RefSeq and is a predicted model, not a curated record. Lineage: Eukaryota; Metazoa; Nematoda; Chromadorea; Rhabditida; Rhabditidae. The transcript is spliced from 3 exons.